Messenger RNA from Owenia fusiformis, 946 nucleotides. The record is from the annotation of a GenBank genome assembly. NCBI's taxonomy places the organism in Eukaryota, Metazoa, Annelida, Polychaeta, Sabellida, Oweniidae.
AUUGCAAUCUCUCCCAGUUCACAGUAGCAAUCCAUCCGCAACUAUGCCAUUAGGAAUGAACUCCAUGACACUUAGAAUUGAUUACGAUAUGUUACUGAUGUUGUUUGGACUACUUACUCUUCCAAUUUCGAAUAUAUACAAACAAUUAACUAUAACCAGAUUAAUACCGAUCAUCUUCUUUAAGGAGACCACUUGGGAUUCCCCAAUACGACAAAUGUGGGAUCGAGUUAGAAAAUAUAACCUGACAGAACUGCUAACUAACAUGAUUGUUAAUGGCAUCUACUUAACUAAAGGAUCAUGGAAAAGAUUCAUUAAACUUGAAGUAAAUGAUAAACAAAGAGCCAUAUACAGGACUACAUGUAACACGUAUAGGCGCCAUGACGUCUGCCUUAACAUAUGUGACGUAAAGGAUGGGGCAACAGGGCCCUUGAGACCGUGUGUCUGGUGGACGUUGGCGAAGAUGAAGCCAGAAUUACUUACACAAUGCAAAACCAUGAUGCGCCUAGCGACGGACAGUCACGAUUUUAGAGUAAAAAAUGAUGGUAUUAAUAGCACCUGCUUCCUUUGUGACAUGUUUGAGAUUGAAACUCUUGAUCAUUUUUUAUUUUCGUGUACGAAUUUUUCUGAUGAACGCAUCAAAUUAGCGAAAAUAUUGGACAAGUACAGUAGCAAUGGCUUGACGGACAAUAAGAAUAUCAUAUUUAAUUUUAAUGGCAACGUCACUUAUUCAGACAUGGCUGGUAUUUCGAACAUCAUCCAUGUAAUGUAUAUCAAAAGAGCAAAGCUCAUCAGCCAAUAUGCUGGCAAUUAACAUACUAGUGAAACACACUAUAGAUGCAUCUGAUCUCUUGUAAUUAACAAGGUGUCACUAAACUGUAAAAAUGUUUCGAUCCACCAUAACUGUAUAUUAUAUGUUUUGUACUACUCUGUUUAAAUACAGGUUAAU